This is a messenger RNA of Dovyalis caffra, 1122 nucleotides long. The record is from the annotation of a GenBank genome assembly. NCBI's taxonomy places the organism in Eukaryota, Viridiplantae, Streptophyta, Magnoliopsida, Malpighiales, Salicaceae.
AUGGUUACUUGUGCGUGUGUGUACAGUGUUGGCUUUAUUAUUUGUCAGAAAACUAAUAGUUUAGUUUCUACAGGUGUACGUUUACCUCCAGCAGGCUUACAAAUAGAAAAUUCUAGAUGCCCUGCAGAUGAGCGCAUGUUCUGUGGCAAUUGCAGAACUUCUAUUUUCGAUGAUCACAGAAGUUGCUCAAACUGCUCUUCUGAUCUUUGUCUUGUCUGUUGCUGGGAGAUUCGUGCUGGCCAAUUGCAAGGUGGCAGGCCUGAUGUUGUUAUGGAGUAUGUUAAUGGAGGAUUUGACUAUUUGCAUGGUGGACAAAGGAAACGAAAACAUGAAUUGCCAGCUGAAUUACCUAAAAUGACUGGCUCUGCGGGUUUUAUAGGGCCAAAGUCUGGAUGGAAAGCAAAUUGGGAUGGAAGCAUUCAGUGUGCUUGUGGUCGUGACAAUUUACAACUAAAAGUUUGUUCCAAACACAGAAAUUUUGCAGUUUCAGUUUCAGAGUUGGUAAUGAAAGUUGAAGAUAUGUUCAAAAAUUGUGAAAUUAACUGGGCUAAUGCCGCUAUUGAACCAUGUGCAUGUUUUGAUUCUAAUGGCAAUCUUGAUAUCACUGAGCCUGUGAUUGUUAGCAAUCUGCUUGAAACUGUGUUUAGGUUAAGUUUGGAGCCAAUACCCAUGUGGCAUGCCUUCCGCCAGAUCAAACAUGAAAAACAUGGUACUCUUUUGGAUGUAAAGGCAAUUGACUGUUUGGAUUGCUGUGAGGAGUAUACCCAUCCCUGUAGUGGACCUUUAAACCUCGCUGUCAGGUUGCCUCAGAAUUCUUUGAAGCCAGACUUUGGGCCAAAGACAUAUAUUGCUCAUGGAUUUCCUGAAGAGGUUGGGCGUGGGGAUUCUGUUACCAAGCUUCACUGUGACUUGUCUGAUGCGGUGAACGUAUUAACUCAUACUGCUGAGGUGUCCUAUAAAGAUAAACAACUUGUUGAAAUACACGAUUUAAAGCUUGUUCACUUCGAACAAGACCAAAGAGAACUUUUUGGAUCUGAUCAGAAUGUGGAUGAAGUUGAUGAUAACAAGAAUGGUGUUGUUUCUGGUAGGUCAGUUAAUGAUGAUGUGCUUAUUGUCUGGUGA